Thermothielavioides terrestris NRRL 8126 is the source of this 777-nucleotide messenger RNA. RefSeq lists its product as uncharacterized. Gene Ontology annotation, biological process: mycotoxin biosynthetic process. Bases 1 to 777 code for a protein of 258 amino acids. Lineage: Eukaryota; Fungi; Ascomycota; Sordariomycetes; Sordariales; Chaetomiaceae. The record is from RefSeq and is a predicted model, not a curated record. The transcript is spliced from 3 exons.
AUGGCUGGGCAAACGACGAGCCGCGGAGCUCGGUCAUGGCUACAUUGGACUUCUCUCCUCUCCGUUCUUCUUAUGCUUAACGCCGGCGUGAUCGUCUUCGCAGCACUGCGUAUUCAGCCAAGCGACGCAGCAUGUGAUCGUCACACCUAUCCGUGGUCCCCGGCGCUGGAAAUGGUCAACUACCGCUGGAGGACGUUUGAGAAUCACCAAUUCGCAAUUGCUACGCCUUACUUUGGGUUCGCACCCACGGACCAGAUCGAAGACGCCUGGGAUGAGUUACUUCCAAAGCACCCCAUUUCCAUCUCGGCUUCUCGACUUCAUGAUCUGGCCCAACCCGGGCCUGCUGACGCCCCGACCUGGGUUCGCAACCCGGAGGACCCCGACUCCAUCCUUGCGCUGCCGGAAUAUGCCGUGCAGCUUGGCUGUCUGAACUUUCUCCGCCAGGUGGGCUACCGAACUUCUCGCGAUUAUACUCAUCUCAAGGCCUUUCAAGGCGGCGAGGACCUUGUCUGGGAGCGAGCAUACCAAUGUCUUGAGCGAUUACGCCAGGCCGUCAUGUGCUGGGGAGACGUAGGCGCCAUUACUCUCUAUUACGAUGACCACGGAAAGCCCAAUGAGAUGCCAGGCUCCGAGUCAGACAGGGACGUGUCGUUCGAUUUUGGGACCCUGCACUACUGCCGGAACUUUGACACUCUGAAUCACUGGACGAAGAGAAAUGGCGUGCAGAGUGUUACCAUGGACAAUCUGUGGUGGGGAGGAAGCAACAACGUUGUUUAA